AAAAAGUAUGUAGGUAGGUAGACUGACCAGGCUUAUCUGUGUGUCACAAUCCAUUCACAUUUUCUGUUGGAUCUACACUGCAUGCAUUAAAAUGUUAAGAAGUCAUCCUGUUUAACCAGUUCGUCUUAGCUGGAGCCCUACCCCUACAUAUAAUGCUAAAAGCUAGAAACUUCAGUUCAGUGCUAAAUUAAACACUGAGGUAGUCGCACUGAUUAGCGCUUAAUCACUCACAUGAUUCUACAGGGUUUUUUUGAGUGGAGACGGGCAUAAACACGACCGACACUUCUACAACGACUGCAGACAAUAUGCCUGUAGAAACAUUAUCAAUCAGAAACCGCUCGGCCAUUGGCCGCUUCCCAUCCGGCACUCUCACGCUGGAGGAUCACGAGAAGCCGGACACAAAGUGGACAUGUAGCACAUGGUUUCAGAAGUGCUGCCAGCUAAGCUGCUGCCGCAAAAAAACUCAAGCAGACGCCCCAGGUGCCACGAUUGACAGAGGAAGCAUUACCACGACAGGCACAGGUAACCAUACUUUACUGGAGGUUCGUUCCGUAGACCUUCUCAAAUCCAGCAAAGAACAGAACCGUCUGGAGCAUCAUACCAAUCGCUAUCACAGCGAACACCUCAUCGUCCGCAGAGGCCAGACCUUUCAGAUGCUGAUUGAGCUCUCACGAACGUUCAACUCAGAGAUAGACAAACUUCAAUUAGAUCUGAAACUAGGUAAUCUUCCAGAUGUAUCCAAAGGCACACAUGUGAUUGUUCCUUUGGUUAAAGAUCUGCAGGACGGCUGCUGGGAGGCCAAGAUAGUGGAGCAGAAAGGCAAAAGAAUAAAACUUUCUGUUAACUCUCCACCAAAUGCUGCUAUUGGCAAAUACAAGUUCUGUGUUGCAACAUCUUCCCCAACCGGUGAGGCCAUGUCACCAUACAGUCCAAACAACGACAUCUACAUGCUGUUCAACCCCUGGUGUGAAGAUGACUCUGUGUACAUGGAUAAUAAGGAAGAGAGGAAUGAGUAUGUUUUAAAUGACAUGGGUAUAAUUUAUUAUGGAACUGACAGCCAGAUCGGAGACAGGCCGUGGAAUUUUGGCCAGUUUGAUAAGGGCAUUCUUCCUGCAUGUCUGUUUUUGCUGGAGCGCAGCGGAGCCCCAGCUUCAGGUUGUGGAGAUCCUGUUAAUGUGGUCAGGAUUUUGUCUGCAAUGAUUAACUCUCCUGAUGACAGCGGUGUCUUGAUGGGCAACUGGUCAGGUACGUACGAUGAUGGCACGGCCCCCACGUUCUGGAGCGGUAGCAGUGACAUCCUGAGACAGUACUAUGAAAACGGAGGAACCCCAGUUAAAUACGGACAGUGUUGGGUCUUCUCUGGGGUCACCACCUCAGUGAUGAGGUGUUUAGGGAUUCCAACCCGGAGUGUUACAAACUUCGAGUCUGCUCAUGACACGGAUGUUUCCUUGACAACAGAUGUGUAUCUAGACGAGAACUACGAGCCGAUUGAGGAGCUCAAUCAAGAUUCCGUCUGGAACUUCCAUGUGUGGAAUGACUGCUGGAUGGCCCGUCCAGACCUGCCCGCGGGUAUGGGGGGGUGGCAAGUAGUAGACGCCACCCCUCAGGAGACCAGUCAGGGCGUUUUCCGAUGCGGUCCCGCUUCUGUCGCAGCUGUCCGGAAUGGACAGGUUUACCUCAAGCAUGACACUCCAUUCGUUUUUGCAGAGGUGAACAGUGAUAAGGUGUACUGGCAGCGAACAGCCAACGGCACCUUUACUCCUGUCCAAGUUAAAAAGAAAGCAAUAGGUCACUGCAUCAGCACUAAAGCUGUUGGCUCUGAUGAACGUGAAGACAUCACACACCUCUACAAACAUCCAGAAGAUUCAGAGGAGGAGCGUAUUGCUGUGGAAACGGCCUGUCAGUAUGGCUCUAAAGCAGGGAUGUACAACAUCUCCAGCGCUAACGACGUCACAGUGCAGAUCAGCAUGGAUGAAGAAGAACCUCAGCUUGGUGCAGAUGCUAAACUGGCCAUCACCGUAAAGAACACUAGCUCAGAAAAGCGCACGUUCACCCUCCUCAGCCAGGUGGUCGUCAUGUACUAUACUGGGGUGUAUAAAGCUACAGUGAAGAAAGACGAGAUACCCAUCGAACUCCAACCCAACGAAGUUGAGACUGUGGAGUGGUGUCUGCUCUAUGAUGAUUAUAAAGAGCAGCUGGUGGAUCAGGCCAUGCUGAUGCUCACCCUCACUGGACGGGUCACUGAGACCAAACAGGUCCUGGCUACCCAGUUUCGCUUCAGACUGCGCACAUCAGACCUAGUCAUCAAACCUGAAGGGGACGCUGUAGUUGGCAAAGAAAUUAAGGCUACGGUUGUUUUCCGGAAUCCACUUAAGCUCACACUGAAGAACGUGAAGUUUCGCUUUGAAGGACUGGGACUGCAGAGCGUCAGGGAGGUUUCCUACGGAAAUAUAGAAAGCUUGGCCACUGUGACACUGACAGAGAAGUUCAUUCCUUUGACGGCCGGUCCCCAGAAACUUCUCGUGUCCCUCGACUGCCGUCAGCUUCCUCAGGUGCACGGAGUCUCCAGCAUCAGCGUCAAAGCCCUCUGAGACAUCUCUUCAGGAGGAGCACCUUCAGUGGCUCUGAAUGUCAUCAGGAGAAUCUUUUCUUAGCCAUGUCUUUGUGUUUUUUUUAAUCUAGUAAACAGUGUGAGAAUGUCUUUUGGCACAAACACAGCUGCAUUUAUAGCACAAUAACCACUUGUGCACAUUUUAAAUAGUUUAACAAUUUAAAAUAUAAUUUAUUUUUGUUACAUGAACCAAAAUGUCUGUAUGAACUUGUUAAAACAUUGCUUUUAUGUUGACUUUAUUCAUCCUUUUAUGUUUUUCCCCUAAUAACAUAAUUUUGCAGAUAUGUCUGAUUAUUUAUACAUAUUUACAUAAUGACAACCAUGCCGUUUCUGUUUUUAGCUAGUUUAUUUUGUCUUGACGGUCUAUUUAAUGUAAUACAAAAUAAUUUCUAAGGAAACAGAAUAAUGACUAAUGUCUUUGAAACAAAAAGCACGUUGAAUUGCACUGAACAAAUAAUGCGUUGUAUUAACAGUAUUUGCAGUUUAAUGCCUUGUGUUUUCAGGACUUGCAUUUUUGGGGGCUGAAAUUUGACAUAGUUGUUUAUUCAUGUGGUGAAUAUUUCAAUUCAAAAUGUUUCUCAUACGUUUUCAUAAUUAAACAUUCAAUAAUUCA
Puntigrus tetrazona (Sumatra barb) is the source of this 3224-nucleotide messenger RNA. RefSeq names its product transglutaminase 1, K polypeptide (gene tgm1). Lineage: Eukaryota; Metazoa; Chordata; Actinopteri; Cypriniformes; Cyprinidae. The transcript is spliced from 14 exons. The record is from RefSeq and is a predicted model, not a curated record. The coding region runs from base 306 to 2591 and encodes 761 amino acids. Gene Ontology annotation, biological process: peptide cross-linking. Gene Ontology annotation, molecular function: protein-glutamine gamma-glutamyltransferase activity.